Molecule: messenger RNA, 897 nt
Organism: Calidris pugnax (ruff)
Lineage: Eukaryota; Metazoa; Chordata; Aves; Charadriiformes; Scolopacidae
Product: lipase maturation factor 1-like
Exons: 9
Coding region: 1-897 (298 amino acids)
Biological process (GO): protein maturation
Cellular component (GO): endoplasmic reticulum membrane
Source: RefSeq, a predicted model, not a curated record
AUGUCCCCUGAGCUCAGCUGGGUUGAGGGAUUUAACCCAACAUUUUUCCUCAGGGACGGAGUCCGGGCGCAGCGGGGCGAGCUGAGGGGGCUGCGGCCGCCCCGGCCUCCUUGGAGAACCCCCGGCCGCGGUGACCCUGGCCUCAGCGGCAGUGGGGCCAAGCCGCCGCCGCCGCCAACGGGCACCUUCUGGCUGACCCGCAUCGUGCUGCUGCGAUCCAUAGCCCUGCUUUACUUUGUGGCCUUCCUGGUGGCAUAUCAUCAAAACAAGCAGCUAAUAGGAGAGAAGGGGCUGCUCCCUUGUAAACUGUACCUGCAGAAUGUCAAAAAGUAUUUCAAAGGGAAGAUAAACCUGGAUGCUCUGAGCUAUGCGCCAACAAUCAUCUGGUUUCUGGACUGGUCAGACAUGGACAGCACCUUGGACUACCUCUCCCUGCUUGGCCUGGCAACUUCAGCCUUUGUAUUGAUAACUGGAUGUGCAAACAUGGUCCUCAUGUUUCUCCUGUGGGUUCUCUACCUCUCGUUGGUCAAUGUUGGACAGAUCUGGUAUUCCUUUGGAUGGGAAUCGCAGCUCCUGGAAACAGGGUUCCUGGGGAUAUUCCUCUGCCCUCUCUGGACCCUGUCCCGCCUGCCCCAGCACACUCCUCCUUCCAGCAUCGUCAUCUGGGGCUUUCGGUGGCUGAUUUUCAGGAUCAUGCUUGGAGCGGGGCUGAUUAAAAUUCGAGGAGAUCGCUGCUGGAGAGAUUUAACUUGCAUGGAUUAUCACUAUGAGGCAGCCCUCCAUGUUUUCUUUCUUUAUCGUAGCCUGUCUCUGGCAACACAGUUGAUGUCCAUGUGCCAGCUCGUGUUGAAAAAGAAAGAAAUUGCUGUGUACAGCGGCACUGCGCUGGGCGAGUAG